Messenger RNA from Parnassius apollo (apollo), 234 nucleotides. Lineage: Eukaryota; Metazoa; Arthropoda; Insecta; Lepidoptera; Papilionidae. The record is from the annotation of a GenBank genome assembly.
AUGCCUCUCGAAAAUCGACUGCGCCGCAUACCCCUUAGCAAGCGAAAUCAGCGUGUCGUGCGGGCUCUUAACCCAAUGUUGGUGACCUAUUUGGAAGCCAGCUGGGACCUUUGCGAGACGGACUCAAUUCUUUUUGACGCCGCACUGGCAGUAUGCCGUAUUAUUGGCGCAAACUUCCCAUGGCUGGACGUGCUACUCGACAAAGUAGCGCCAUCCGAGUCUGGAGAAAAAUAA